AUGUCGUACUCCAAGUGUUGUCUUAAAGGCUUCGAAUGGAGCGGAACUCCAAGCGGAAAGACUGGGAAGAUCGCUGAUUUCAACACCUACAUUGCAGGCGACAACGCCGACGCCGCCGUACUGCUCAUCCACGAUGUCUUUGGUUGGACCUUUCCCAACUUACGCCUUCUAGCGGAUCACUUCGCUCGCGAGAUCAACGCGACAGUCUACCUCCCCGACUUCUUCGGCGGCGAGGUCGUCGAGCCGACUCCAGCUGUCCUAUCCGGAGACUUCAGUGGUUUCGACUUCGGAGGUUUUAUGGUGCGAAACUCCCGCGAGGCCCGAGAGCCCGAGAUAUUCGCUGUGGCGAAGGCCCUGCGCCAAAAGCACAAGAAAAUUGGCGCCAUCGGCUAUUGCUUCGGAGGGUGGGGUGUAUUCCGACUAGGAGCCAAGGAGCACAGUCCCCCCCUGGUCGAUUGCAUCUCAACGGGACAUCCGUCCCUGUUAACUAAGAAGGACAUCGAGGAGGUUGCGGUCCCCGUGCAGCUUCUAGCCCCCGAGCACGACAUCAUGUACUCCGAGGAGUUGAAGAAUUUCACAUUCGAAAAGGUCCCUAAGUUGGGAAUCGAGUUCGAUUAUCGCCAUUAUCCGGGCGUGGUGCAUGGCGCUCUUGUUCGCGGUAGCGAGAAGGAACCUGGAGAGCUAUUGGCUAUGGUCAGGGCGAAGAAUGACGCUGUUAACUGGUUUAACCAAUUUCUGCACGAGCCGUAG
Messenger RNA from Daldinia childiae, 750 nucleotides. RefSeq names its product Protein AIM2. Gene Ontology annotation, molecular function: hydrolase activity. The record is from RefSeq and is a predicted model, not a curated record. Bases 1 to 750 code for a protein of 249 amino acids. Lineage: Eukaryota; Fungi; Ascomycota; Sordariomycetes; Xylariales; Hypoxylaceae. The transcript has a single exon.